GUUUGCUUGAGCGCGAAGUCCGGGGCCAGGGCCAGGGGGGGGCCGACACCCCCAUCGAGAGCGAAUGCGUCGUCGAGGGGGCUGCUAACGGCCGCCGCGGCCAUGAACUCCCCCGUGGAGCCCCGAGCUAGGCAGGCGCUGAAGAAGAAGCCGCCCGAGCGGACCCCGGAGGAUUUAAAUACUAUUUAUUCCUACCUUCAUGGAAUGGAAAUACUAUCAAAUCUCAGGGAACAUCAACUUAGAUUAAUGUCUGCAAGAGCACGCUAUGAGAGAUACAGUGGCAAUCAGAUUCUUUUUUGUUCAGAAACUAUUGCCAGAUGUUGGUAUAUCCUGCUUUCUGGAUCUGUACUCAUGAAAGACUCCAUGGUCUUGCCUCCUUGCAGUUUUGGUAAGCAGUUUGGAGGAAAAAGAGGCUGUGAUUGUCUUGUAUUAGAGCCUUCAGAAAUGAUUGUGGUAGAGAAUUCCAAAGAAAAUGAAGAUAGUAUUUUACAAAGAGAAAUUCCUGCCAGACAAUCUCGACGAAGGUUUCGGAAAAUAAACUACAAGGGAGAACGUCAGACUAUUAUUGAUGAUACGGACGUUAACGACUAUUUAUCUCUUCCAGCCGAUCUUACCAAGAUGCACAUCACAGAAAAUCCUCAUCCGCAGGUGGCUCAUGUAUCUUCUAGUCAGUCUGGUUGUAGCAUCGCCAGUGACUCUGGGAGCAGCAGUUUAUCUGACAUAUAUCAGGCCACAGAAAGUGAAGUAGGAGAUGUAGAUUUAACACGUCUUCCAGAAGGACCUGUCGAUUCUGAAGAUGAAGAAGAAGAAGAUGAAGAGAUUGAUCGAACAGAUCCAUUGCAAGGGCGAGAUCUUGUUCGGGAAUGUCUUGAAAAAGAACCUGCUGACAAAACUGAUGAUGACAUUGAACAAUUACUGGAGUUUAUGCAUCAGCUUCCUGCUUUUGCAAACAUGACCAUGUCUGUAAGGAGAGAACUUUGUUCGGUGAUGAUUUUUGAAGUAGUAGAGCAGGCUGGAGCUAUUAUUCUUGAAGAUGGGCAAGAGCUUGAUUCAUGGUAUGUCAUUUUAAAUGGCACUGUAGAAAUAAGUCAUUCAGAUGGAAAGGUGGAAAAUCUCUUUAUGGGAAAUAGUUUUGGUAUUACACCCACGAUGGAUAAGCAGUACAUGCAUGGAGUUGUUAGGACUAAAGUUGAUGAUUGCCAGUUUGUCUGCAUAGCUCAGCAGGAUUAUUGUAGGAUUUUAAACCAUGUGGAAAAAAAUACUCAUAAAGUUGAAGAAGAAGGAGAAAUUGUUAUGGUACAUGAGCACCGUGAGCUAGAUCGAAGUGGAACCCGCAAAGGACAUAUUGUAAUCAAGGCAACAGCUGAACGUCUCAUUAUGCAUUUGAUAGAAGAACAUUCUAUUGUGGAUCCAACAUAUAUAGAAGAUUUUCUAUUAACUUACAGAACGUUUCUUCAAAGUCCGUUGGAUGUUGGAAUCAAAUUGUUGGAAUGGUUUAAAGUUGACAGCUUAAGGGAUAAGGUAACACGGAUUGUAUUAUUAUGGGUAAAUAAUCAUUUUAAUGAUUUUGAAGGUGAUCCUGCUCUGACACGAUUUUUGGAGGAAUUUGAAAAGAAUCUGGAAGAUACAAAAAUGAAUGGUCAUCUUCGGUUAUUAAAUAUUGCCUGUGCUGCAAAGGCUAAGUGGAGACAGGUUGUAUUGCAGAAGGCUUCCCGUGAGUCCCCUCUGCAUUUUAGCCUUAAUGGAGGAAGUGAAAAAGGAUUUGGUAUUUUUGUGGAAGGAGUAGAAUCAAAUAGUAAAGCUGCUGAUGCAGGACUGAAACGUGGUGAUCAGAUAAUGGAAGUGAAUGGACAAAACUUUGAGAAUAUUACUUUUGCGAAGGCCCUUGAAAUUCUGAGAAAUAAUACCCAUCUUGCACUUACUGUAAAGACCAACAUAUUUGUGUUCAAAGAGUUACUUAGUAGGACUGAACAGGAGAAAACUGGUGUUCUUCAUAUUCCCAAAAUUGCUGAAAAAAAAAGUAAUCGCCAUUCAAUCCAGGAUGUACCAGGAGAUAUUGAACCAACAUCACAGGAAAAAGGAAAUAAGAAAAUAAAAGCAAAUACUGUUUCAGGUGGAAGAAACAAAAUCAGAAAAAUUUUGGAUAGAACACGAUUUAGUAUCUUGCCUCCAAAAUUGUUUAGUGAUGGAGGCCUGAGCCAAUCACAAGAUGAUAGUAUUGUGGGAACAAGACACUGUAGGCACAGUCUAGCUAUAUUGCCUAUUCCUGGAACACUCUCAUCCAGCAGUCCUGAUCUCUUACAACCUACAACCAGUAUGUUGGACUUUUCAAAUCCUACAGCUGUUGGUUUUUAUUAUAUUCCUGACCAAGUUAUAAGAGUUUUCAAGGCAGAUCAACAAAGUUGCUACAUUAUCAUUAGUAAAGACACUACAGCUAAAGAAGUUGUUUGUCAAGCUGUUCAUGAAUUCAAUUUGACUGGUACAUCAGAUACAUAUUCUCUCUGUGAAGUUUCUGUUACUCCGGAGGGUGUCAUAAAACAGAGAAGACUUCCAGACCAGUUCUCCAAGUUAGCUGAUAGAAUUCAGCUUAAUGGAAGGUAUUAUUUAAAGAAUAACAUGGAAACAGAAACCUUAUGUUCUGAUGAAGAUGCACAAGAAUUAGUUAAGGAGAGCCAGCUAUCCAUGCUGCAGCUUAGUACCAUUGAAUUGGCCACUCAACUGUCAAUGAGAGACUUUGAUUUGUUCCGAAAUAUUGAGCCUACUGAAUACAUUGAUGACCUUUUUAAGUUAGAUUCCAAAACAGGAAAUACUCAUUUGAAAGAGUUCGAGGACAUUGUAAACCAAGAAACUUUCUGGGUUGCCUCAGAGAUUUUAACUGAAUCAAAUCAACUUAAACGAAUGAAGAUUAUUAAACAUUUUAUUAAAAUUGCACUUCAUUGUCGGGAAUGUAAGAACUUCAAUUCCAUGUUUGCAAUAAUAAGUGGCCUGAACUUAUCAUGUGUAGCUCGACUCAGAGGAACUUGGGAAAAGUUACCAAGCAAGUAUGAGAAACAUCUCCAAGAUCUACAAGACAUAUUUGAUCCAUCUAGAAAUAUGGCAAAGUACAGAAAUAUUCUUAGUAGUCAAAGUAUGCAGCCUCCAAUUAUUCCACUUUUCCCUGUUGUCAAGAAAGAUAUGACAUUUUUACAUGAAGGAAAUGACUCCAAAGUAGAUGGUUUAGUGAACUUUGAGAAGCUAAGAAUGAUUGCCAAGGAAAUCCGUCAAGUUGUUCGAAUGACUUCUGCUAACAUGGAUCCAGCUAUGAUGUUCCGGCAGAGGAAGAAGAGGUGGCGAAGUCUGGGGUCACUGAGUCAAGGCAGCACAAACUCAAACUUGCUAGAUGUUCAAGGGGGUGCCCACAGAAAAAGGGCACGCCGUAGCUCCCUGCUUAAUGCAAAGAAGCUCUAUGAGGAUGCCCAGAUGGCAAGGAAAGUGAAGCAGUAUCUCUCUGGUUUGGAUGUAGAUACAGAUGAAGAGAAGUACCAGCUGAUGUCAUUUCAGUGGGAACCUGCAUAUGGUACCUUAACCAAGAACAUAAAUGAGAAAAGGGCAGCCAAAUCAUCAGAAAUGUCUCCAGUGCCUAUGAGAUCAGUUGGCCAAGUAGCUAAAGCUCACUUGCAUCAGCCACACAGAGUAAGCCAGGUGCUUCAGGUGCCAGCUGUUAAUUUGCAUCCCAGCAGGAAGAAAGGACAAACAAAAGAUGCCAUCACAUUGAGUACAGGUUUACCUCAGAAAGUCUUAGGAGCAACUGAAGAAGUGGGUGGUAAGAAACAUAUAGAAGACACUAUUUCUGUGGCAUCAUCUUUACAUUCUACUCCUCCUGCAUCUCCUCAAAGUUCCCCUCGCAAAGGUUAUACACUCUUACCAUCAGCUAAAUCUGACAACUUAUCUGACUCCAGCCAUAGUGAGAUUUCUUCACGAUCCAGCCUUGUGAGCAAUUGUUCUGUUGACUCCAUGUCUGCAGCUCUGCAGGAUGAUCGAUAUUCUUCCCAGACAGUGGCAGUCCCUGAAUCCACUGGGGCAUUGGAAAAGACAGAGCACCCCUCGGGGAUAGGAAAUCACAGUCAAGUUGGCUCUGGGUGGGCACUCUCAAAGCCACCUCUAAUCAAGAGUUUGGCUGUCUCAUCUUCUAUGAGCAGUGAAGAGAUUUCUCAUGAGCAUGUAAUUUUAGAAGCAGCUGAUAGCGGUCGUGGAAGUUGGACUUCAUGUUCAAGCAACUCCCAUGACAACUUCCAAAGCCUUCCAAAUCCAAAAGGCUGGGACUUUUUGAACUCCUAUCGACACUCCCAUUUGGAUGGACCCAUUGCUGAAGUUGAAUCCACUGAUUGUGACCCUUACUCAUCUCCUAAAAGCUGCUCUAGAACUUGUGGUCAGUGUAUAGGAAACCUUGAGACUAACCAGGUAAAACAGAAUUGGGCCUCCUCCAGUUCUCAUUCAGACUCAUAUGAACCAAACUAUGGGACAGUUAAAAGAAGAGUUUUGGAAAGUGUCUCAGUUGAGUCUUCUGAACGCUUGGACCCAAAGGAUGGCACAGACCCACUCUAUAAAACUGUCACUUCAAGUACAGAAAAGGGCUUGAUUGAAAAUGAACAAGUUUCUGCAGUCUAGUCUGUGGACCAUUUGAAGACUAUUGAAGGUUUGGAGGAAGGAGUGGCAUGAACUACUUCAUGAUUCUGCAGGCCAUUGUCGACAGCCUGCUGCUACUACUAAUCCAGAGGUUUCAUUCUUGUACUCUGAGCAAAAAGACUAGCUCUGAAUUAUGUUUCCUUUCUUUUAAUUCCUAGAGAUGCCUAGUUUUCUCAGCUAUGAAUUUUGUGCCUGGAUAUUAGUCCUUACUUUGCACACCAGACUUGCCUUGGGACCACAGUUACGAGAACAAACUCCAACUCAGAGUCCUCCCUUUGUGUCACUAUACUUUUUCUUUUAACAAGUUAUUUUUAAGUAGUAAUAGUAGUAGUACCAUUUCCAAGUCAUAGCUGUAAUAACAAACAAAAUCUACAUGUCUGCCAAUACCAAGGAUAAUCUUGUGUAUUUGAAAAGAGACUUGUUUGUUACAUGAAAUACUCUGGUUGUUUCUAUUAGGGAGCUCUCAUUAGCUGAUAUUUAUCUUUGAGACCAUAAAAUUGUUCUGGUCUGGCCAAACGGAAGUCAUCUUUACAAGAUGAAAUGCUUGAUCUAUACAGAGGUGUAACUUACUUAAUCUUUAAUUCCAAUACCUUGUAAAGGUUAAAUUUUUUAAUUGGAAUUGACACCAUUGCUAUUUGAGGUAAUAGAACUAGAAAUACUGCCAUCUGCUGCUCAUGGUAAGACAAAUGAGGCUUCAACAGGGUUUUUGACGUCUUUUGGAGAAAAGGAGAUGGGUUUCAUGGGAUUGGUUAGCAAUCCUAAUCCAAAGAAUAAAAUUUGUAUGCUAACAUAUAUGUCAUUCAUCCUGAAGUAAAAGUCAUGGUGCAUAUAAUUGUAAUUUUAAAGUCUAAUAGAGAAUGAGUUCUAGAGAGUUCUACUAUUGAAAUCCAGUGAUGAAAUUCUGUUUUUAUAGGAAGUGUAAUCAUAGGGGGUGUGAUCAUGAUUAAUUUAUCUUUAUACAGUGUGCUUGUAGUGAAGCUCAUUAUCCCAACAAAGUCUGUAAUUGAAAAUAUUGCCAGGAGACAGAACUUAGAAUAAUAGAAAUGAUUUUCUCUUGGUUCUCAGCUUAGAACUUGAAAGUCAUAUUUAAGUCUUUUUGACUUGGUAUUCUUAAGUAUUUAAAAUUUCAGUGACUGUUUAGUGAAUUGUUAGCUAGACUCUACAUUUUAAUACAGUCAUUAAAAGUUGUUUUCUAUAUUAAGUUUAAUUUUUCCUUUUAGUAUAAAGGCAAGGGAGUUUAAUGAAUUUCUUUAAUUACCAGACAAAAAGCCAAAGCCAUUAAUGUGCACUUCCCAGAUCAACUCAGAGCCAAAAUGAAUUUACUUCUGUAUAUGCAGAGGAUUUAAUUGAUUCAUGUCUUCCUUUUUAGCCAUUUGUCCUCAUUUUUUCUUUCUCUUUUUGAUUCUUGUGCCAUAUCCAGUGAUGCUCAGAACUUACUCCUUGCUCUGCUCUCAGGGGUCACUCCUAGUGGGCUUGGGGGACCAUAUGUACUAGGAAUUGAACCCAGGUAGGCUAAGUCCUGGGCAGGCGCCCUAUUUAUAUACUGUUCUUAGUCCCUGUCCUCAUUUUUUGUAGUUUUUUUUUUAUAUCUUCCUAAUACUCUCCAUUAUAAAAGCAUAAACUAAUUCCAGAAGGUAAAUGAGUUGAUCUUUCCCAUCAGUGUUAUAGUUAUCUUGGACCUGGAAACAUAGUAAGUGCCUGCCUUGUACAUGGCCAAGCCAAAUUCAAUCCCUGACACUGUAUGUAUUUGGUCCCCUGAGCAGUGCUAAGAGUGAUAUCUAAGCACCAUUGGGUGUGGCCCAAAAACAAAUACAAAAAAAAUGAUUGUCUCUUAAAAGGUAUUUACCGGUAGUUACACUGUAGUGUUUUAACCUAUAAGUAAUGGUCCUCUUUUCAAAAAAAUUUCCUUCACUGGUUACAUAUGAUGUUUUCAUGUCCAAAACAAAAUGUAAGAUAUUUUAUAAUUUUUUAAAAAUCAUUUCUGUAUUUAUUCUCACCAUUUUGUGUCCAUUAUCACGGAAAAGAAAAUGUGCUUUUUGCACAGUAUCUGUUUAUUUAACAGGUCUUUCUAACUAAAUGGAAGCCUUACCUUUCUAUGUGUUUAAAGGUGUUCAUAAUGCCUACACAGGAAGUCAGAGGCUUGUGGUUUGGGGCUUGUAGCUGCCUUU
Molecule: messenger RNA, 6833 nt
Organism: Suncus etruscus (white-toothed pygmy shrew)
Lineage: Eukaryota; Metazoa; Chordata; Mammalia; Eulipotyphla; Soricidae
Gene: RAPGEF6
Product: Rap guanine nucleotide exchange factor 6
Exons: 29
Coding region: 103-4647 (1514 amino acids)
Biological process (GO): positive regulation of ERK1 and ERK2 cascade; small GTPase-mediated signal transduction
Molecular function (GO): protein binding; guanyl-nucleotide exchange factor activity
Source: RefSeq, a predicted model, not a curated record